Arabis nemorensis is the source of this 1344-nucleotide messenger RNA. The record is from the annotation of a GenBank genome assembly. NCBI's taxonomy places the organism in Eukaryota, Viridiplantae, Streptophyta, Magnoliopsida, Brassicales, Brassicaceae.
AUGGAUAUUUUCGACAACUCCGAUCUUGAGUACCUCGUUGAUGAUUUUUACGGUGUAUCUGAUUUCGAAGACGAUGAACCCUUUGGUGAGAUUGAUCUUAAGAGUGAAACUGAUUCUGAUUUCGAAGAUGAUUUUGAGACGAGUCAGAGUAAGAUGGAGAGUGAUACAUCAGCUUUAGAAGCAAGGAAUGGUAAAGAUAUUCAAGGGAUUCCUUGGGAGAGAUUGAAUUACUCGAGAGAUCAAUACCGUGAAAAGAGAUUGAAUCAGUAUAAAAACUUUGAGAGUCUCUUUCGAUCCAGACAAGAGCUUGAUAAGGAAUGUUUGCAAGUAGAGAAAGGAAGCACCUUUUAUGACUUUCAGUUCAAUACGAGGCUUGUCAAGUCCACAAUUGUACAUUUUCAGCUGAGAAACUUGCUGUGGGCAACAUCGAAGCACGAUGUGUAUUUCAUGAAGAACUACUCUCUCACACAUUGGUCAUCUUUGCUGCAAAGAGGCAAAGAAGUACUUAAUGUUGCUAGGCCCAUUGUUCCUACAAUGACGCAGCAUGGAUUGUUGUCGCGGUCUCUAUCAAGAGUCCAGAUAAGCACCAUGGCGGUGAAAGACGAUUUAAUAGUUGCGGGAGGGUUCCAAGGGGAGCUUAUCUGUAAGAAAAUCAACGAACCUGGUGUUGCUUUCUGUACCAAACUAUCGUCAGCUGAUAAUGACAUCACUAAUGCAGUUGACAUAUUCAACGCACCAAGCGCGUUAAGAGUUAUUACCGCGAACAAUGACUGUACCGUUAGGCUAUUCGAUGCUACAAACUUCGCCUUCCUCAACAGUUUCGCCUUUGAUUGGUCCGUAAAUAACAUCUCGGCCAGUCCAGACGGGAAGCUAGUCGCUAUUCUAGGGGACAGUCCCGAGUGUUUACUAGCCGAUGCAGGAUCCGGAAAAGUGAUCCACGGACUCGAAGGCCAUCUCGACUACUCGUUUUCAUCCGCGUGGCACCCGAACGGUCAAAUCUUAGCCACGGGGAACCAAGACACAACCUGCAGGCUAUGGGACGUGAGGAACAUGUCUCAAUCACUCAAAGUGUUGAAAGGAAACAUGGGAGCAAUCAGAGCCUUGAGGUUCACGUCUGAUGGGAGGUUCUUAGCCAUGGCUGAGCCAGCAGAUUUUGUACACGUUUUCGACACGGAAGCUGGUUACACUCAGUGUCAAGAGAUCGAUCUGUUCGGAGAAAUAGCCGGAAUCUCGUUUAGUCCGGACACGGAGGCAUUAUUUGUCGGAGUAGCUGAUCGUACGUACGGAAGCUUAUUGGAGUUUAACCGGAAACGCAACCAGUCGUAUCUUGAUUCCAUGUUCUGA